Liolophura sinensis is the source of this 2004-nucleotide messenger RNA. Its product is annotated as PRKC apoptosis WT1 regulator protein-like. NCBI's taxonomy places the organism in Eukaryota, Metazoa, Mollusca, Polyplacophora, Chitonida, Chitonidae. Bases 340 to 1485 code for a protein of 381 amino acids. Gene Ontology annotation, biological process: positive regulation of apoptotic process; apoptotic process. The transcript has 7 exons. The record is from RefSeq and is a predicted model, not a curated record. Gene Ontology annotation, cellular component: cytoplasm.
ACAAUCAGUUAAGAAUAAGAGGAACAGGUAAUAAUGUAAUGUUUCUUACAUGACGUCAUGGUAUUGUAAGUUUCUUUGGGUAUAACCGUGUGCCAGAACGAGGCUGUUUUAAGGCCGCGAGAGGAAGUAGGCCUGUGUUCAGGUGAAUUUUGGGCACUCGACAUAGGAAGGAAGUUCUGAAGGCUACUGAUCAUGUGUGUGAAGUGCUCUUUAAGCCGAUGUGGUCUGGCAAAGUAGCUGUUGUUUUUCAUUAUCAGGGAAUCAGUUUUAAUCGACAGGACAAGGCACUUAUAGUGAAAUUCCGUUGAACCAGGCGACUACCCGGUUGACACAUCAAUCAUGGCGUCGCCAUCGAGUUCGAUGAGCCAGGAAAGUUUAGACCAUGAAGAGGGUGAUGACGGCUUCGCGAACAGAACCAAGAGUAAAAAUAUCCGGCUGUUGAGAGCUAGAGGAGCUCUUCGCACAGACAGAGACAACGGGGAUAGUUACGAUACCAGAGACAGCACCGUUCAAAACGGCGAUACCGGGGAGGGGGAAGGGUGCGGGGGUGGUAGUAGUGCGGUGGGAGAUCAUGAGUCGACAGGCAGGUCACUUGCAUCCAGAGAUCGACCUAAAGAUAAGAGAACGAGACCCAAUCACUUACAGAGGGGCAAAUUACCCAAAGACAAACGAAAACUGCGAGAGAAAAGGCGAAGUACAGGAGUGGUCCAUUUACAGUCAACAGAGAGUACUGGAGACUCCUUAGAUGAUGAAGAUACAGACAAGGAUAGACCUGUGAUGGAAACCAGCCGAAAUACCAAAUACAAUGAAAUCAUUGAUGCCGACAAUCCACAAACACCUGCAGAGAGUCAUGGAAGGAAAAGUUUUGCAGCCAGGAGGAAUAAAAGCCCCUCUGACCUAGAAGCUGACUUAGAGGACAACCAGGAUUAUGACAGUACUGUUAGCCAGUCAGAGUGUAAUCUUGUGCUCAUUGACCAAAAGGAUCCUGUCUCCUAUCCCAAACGAACACCAGUGCCCGUCUCUCAACACACUACCAGGGCUCCUGGUUAUUCAAAGAUUGGCUACGGGGUGGCGGCUACUUCCGUGAGGGGAGAAUCUCAAGUAAAGACGUCCUAUGUCGCCUCUGUCUUAUCCACAUAUCCCACAAGCGAAACAAAUCGCCCACGACAUUCCAGUGUUUUGAGCCGGUAUCAACCAGAUAGAAAACCGGAGACAUCCUUUAAAUCAGACUUUGGCCAUCGUUUUCGCGACAGAGACAUUUCAUCAACUGGUACCAGUGUAACCAGGGUACAAUUACCAAAGGAAAACCUGAACAACUCCAAAGGCAGCAGUUCAUACAGCAGCCGGCAAGCCGAAUCUCAGUCUUCUCAGCUGGAAAUUUUGAAAGAAGAAAAUAGACGCCUUGAAAAACUGCUGGAAGAGAAAAACAGAAGGAUUGGAGAGCUGGAGGAAAAGAUAUCUGCUCUAAAUGAGAUGAUUCACUGAUAUGAAGGUAGCAAGUCAUCUACGUGAAUGAACAAAAUGACAACUUGAAGGGGGAAAACAGCGCAUUGCUUCGAGCUCUCACCCGACUAACAACUUAAAAUGGGCAGAAGUAUUUGUUUUUAUGAUGCUACAUCAAACCACGCAUCACAAGUGAAAUGGACAUAUUGUUAUGACAGACUUACUUGUUGUUCUUUAUUUAUGAUUGCUUGCAUAAUACCCUUGAAAGCAUAAUUCCAUUUCCACUUUAUAUGGCAUUUAUAGGCUGACCAGGAAAGCCUGCUUCAGCUAACAUAUCGCUACGGUUCGGGGAAGCUACAUGUAAUAUCCUAUUUCUCAUUCAGAAAAGUCUUGGAUUGUCUAUCCAGUUAAACAAAAAUAUACAGACAUUACAUUGCUGCAAUACCAUGACAACUGCUACUAAAACUUGAUAAUAACAUUUGGUUCCAUAUCAAAUAUGUGGGAAGUGGAGCUUUACUUUAGAAAGCCAUGUACAUAUUCAAAUAAAAGUAUUUAUCAUUA